This is a messenger RNA of Haliotis rufescens (red abalone), 2453 nucleotides long. RefSeq lists its product as uncharacterized. The coding region runs from base 57 to 899 and encodes 280 amino acids. Lineage: Eukaryota; Metazoa; Mollusca; Gastropoda; Lepetellida; Haliotidae. The record is from RefSeq and is a predicted model, not a curated record. The transcript is spliced from 3 exons.
UCUUCUGCGAAGAAGUCGUCGAAUUAGGCGCCCCUGCAAAUCUGACAUGUAAUAUUAUGCAUGUCAAUAACGCCCAUUCCUACUCAACACCUCAUGGACAUACUGCUGCUUCGUGUGACCUAUCAGAUGGAAAGUGUAUACAACUUGGUGACUUUAGCGCAUCUGUCAUCAACACCACAUGCAGUGUCCUGUCUAUACCCAGUGUGCUGCAGUCACAUGGUGGGAAAUGGACAUGUAGUGUAGAUGCAAAUCAAGCUAACCAUGACACUUGUCACAUGACUGUUGCAAAGGUUCCAUCAUGUAACAUAACAUCAGACCAGAUCACCAGUGGUCUAAGUGGCGAUGACGUCCUUGUGCUGGCAGUGGUGGCUACAGGCUAUUACUGUUCUCAAGUGAACCACCUUCAACUUCUGACCGGACGCACCGCAACAAAUCCGAUGGAUACAACUGUCACUAACAUAACUGAUGACGUGUUUGUCACUUCCGUCAGUGUAACAGAACUAACCAUUGCUGAUGUGAAGCUUAGGUUUACCUGUGGCACUCGGACCUGGGAUGUUUCUUGUGAUGGAGCAGAACACCUUCCCAAACGUGCCUCCGAUGCGGAAACAUCUGCAACCACUGCAAGUACAGACACCAACCUCAGCCCUGAGUCUACAGCCAUCGUUGUCAGUAUUCCCAUUCUGAUACUCCUUCUGAUUAUCAUGACAACUGUCAUCUAUCUGCGGAGGCGACAACGCCCAGUUAAAGAUGUUGGUCCUCCUGAGAUGCCUGAUCUUCCUGACGAAUAUGGUUACGCUUCAUUAAAAGACAUCAGAGGACGACGUAACCGCCUGGGGACAUUCAUCUGCUUUAUCCCCAAUAGCAAGGCAAGCCAGGGUGAACAUGUUGAACCUGAAUGAGGUUAUCAGGCAGAACAUCGUUGCGUGGACACACCUGCGGGAACAGAUGAGCCUGAAUGUAUGAAGUUUUGAAUAAACACAAAGCCGAAUCCCGACCUGAAAUUCCCUGUGCAGCAGUUACAGCAGAGUGAAAGGUAGACCAAAAACCCAUACUACGACGAAGAUUUAUUUAAAUAAUCAUCAUAUUUCAAAAAUACUUUAGAUGAAGUUGGAUUUUUACACUUCAGAACCAGAAUGAAUUAUCUGUGUUGUUUUAGAUGAACAACUGGCUUGCCUUUGCAUGUGUUCGUGACGGAUGGUUCGUGACAGUAUGCGCUCAUCUUUUCGUCAACAUCUGGUGUCAUUAUUAUUUUGAUAGUGAUCCAUAAACACAUGCUCAUGAUAUUGGCAGAAUAGUAUGGUAAGGGUUUUACUGUGAAUCAGUCCUGCUCUUUAAUUUAAGAACACACGGUAAUAAGAUUUGUUUAUGAACAACUUUCUAGUUUUUCGAGGAUGUUCCUUUUACAUGCACUAGGCUGAUAUAAAUCUAGCGGAGGGAUCCAUUUAAGUGUGUAUAAAUGUUUAUUUCAUUCAAAUAAAUAAUGGAUGAUAGUAUGUGUUUAUGUAUAUUUUCAGUCUCACAAUGAUUUAGAAUGCAUGGCGACACGAAUACCGUAUUUGAUUGUAGUAGAAGACUGUUACGUCAUACGUUAUUCAAUGACGGUGCAGGUCCAAUCACCUGUUAAGCAUAUCCUACUGUUGUAUACGAAAUGUUUCAGGUUUGUUGAUGUAAUUGGGGAGCUGAUAUGUUGCAGGAUAAUAAUUCUUUUUUCACACAGGACGUCACGUUUAUCCUUUGUUUGUAUCAGUAUGUCCAUACCUGUCAGGCUGCUUCUACCACUCUCUGUUGCCAUCUGAGUAGACAUCUCUGUAUGGAUGAAAUGAUGAUAUGUUAAAUUUUUACUCACUCACUCAGGAUUCAAAAUGUUCCUUAAACCAGAAAACAUAUUUUUAUGGUCAUGUUCAUACAUUAGUUGACUAUUCUCGCUGAAUGACUAUAACCAGAAUUAAACAUUAUUUACAAGGAAGUCGCCGGUCACAUGGUGAAACUUCAUAUUUCAAACAUUUUUCAAUGUGAACUUCUAGCUAUAUCAGUGUUAAGGAAACUGAUCCAGAUGUGCAUUUUUGUCUUUUCUUUUCCUAAUUACCCGACACAAUUGCAAUGCAGUUGUGUCCACAUUACACUCGUAUGACAAUGCCACUAUUCACAAAACAAUUAAAGAGGCAUGUGUAUUAUCAUACACAUCAAAGCUCUUCUUAAGCGAAACUAUGGUUCCUCUGUUUGAACUUUUCUAACUGUGCCUCGUUUUGAUUCAUUGUGUUGAACAUAAUGUGUUGGCCUUGAGUCAAGUACAGUAAAGUACGUUUAUAACGAACACGCCUAUAACGAACUGACCUGUAUAACGAAUUUAUUUUUAAGUCCCGACCGUUUGUUGUAUAAAUGCUGUAUAUAUGCCUAUACCCGGUUGUCCAGCCUCAAAUUGGUGCGACAAAAACAAAACAGUUCGUAUUUUC